GACUCUUGAUUACCACGUCGAGGCCAUCGGACCGUAAGUGAAUGGGUAGGUAUUGCCCAAUGCGGCAACAACCGUAGGUAAACUUUUUCGUUUCCUCUGUCCAGAACCCAGUUUCACUUCUUUCUCUUCCUAAUGACUGCUACACACGACCAAUGGAGCGCCAUACUCUACCAGAGCGCAGACCGUGAGAUCACUCUUGUCGAUAUACCCACUUCGAUCGCCACCGCUCAAGGCCGCACUGGCACACUCCUGUCCACUUCACCGUUGGAAGAGCCAAUCCAGUCAAAGGAAGAAUACCAACCCAAGGCAAGCAAGAUCACAGGGAUUGCUUCGGCCGACACAGCGCGUUAUGAAGUAUACAAGUCAUUGAUUCAGCAAGCUCUGCUCGACAUCAAAGCUCACGUUCCUGGAUCAUGGUGCGCUCCCAGGCAGAUAUUUCCCCAUCUACCAAAAUAUGGCAAGGACGCAGCAGAAACCAAUGAUGUAGAAAGAGAGCUGGAGCAUCAAUUUCGAGAGUGGGCUGCUGGCGGGGAGAGCAGAGUCGACGACAACUCGUUCGACUUCCAGACGAUGAUGGCUUCUCUGGGUGCACCAGAGGUUCAACCAGCGAUUGCCGGAGAUAACGCACAGCGAUGGAUAAUGUCAUGUUUUGCAGCUAGAGACGCAGAUUUACAGGAUGGAACUGCAGCAGACUGGUCGCCUGCGUUCUACAAUGCAGAGAGUCAGACCCUGAACCUGACCAUCGCUCGAGCCGGGGCCGAGAAAGAGCAAAUGACUCAAGCAUACAACUUCACGGUUCCGCCGCUAUCCGCUUUCUUCCUCGGUGACUGCGACCAUCCAGACUCUUUUCGUUCGGCUUUCCGCGAGGUCACGAAUAAGCACAAUCUCCCCCGACACUUCGAUCUGGUCCUCCUAGAUCCGCCAUGGCCAAAUCGAUCAGCUAAGCGUAAAGGGGCGUAUGAGCAGGUUGGAGGCAUGCCAUACUUGAAGAAGAUGUUGUUGAAGAUGGACAUUGACAACUACCUCGAGCACAACGCUCUUGUCGGUAUCUGGAUCACCAACAAGUCAGCUCUGCGAGACCAUGUGCUUGGUCCAGGCGGUCUAUUCGAGACGUGGAAUGUUGGGCUAAUUGAGGAGUGGAUCUGGAUCAAAACGACUACCAAAGGAGAUCCCAUGUUCGAUAUUGAUGAUACCAUGCGCAAGCCGUAUGAAGUUCUACUUCUGGGACGAGCGGCACCGAAUGCGUGGACCACAAUGACACAUGCGUCAAGCCCUCGGAAAAGGGUCAUCGCCGCGGUCCCGGAUAUACAUUCACGGAAACCGUGUCUGAAAGAGUUGCUAGAGCCGUAUGUGCCGGAACCUACUGAUUACAGUGCGCUUGAGGUCUUCGCCCGAUAUCUUGUUGCUGGAUGGACGUCUUGGGGUAAUGAAGUGCUGAAGUAUAACUCGAAUAUCUACUGGGCAAAAGACUCGAUCGAGCAGCAAAGGAGCGUGCGCUACAACUAGGAGAUAAUGCAAGGCUUUACGACGGAGCAAGCUGCCAUAGCACAGUUGUAACAAGAUUCUGUAGAUUACAAUUCGAUAGUACUGAUAAGA
Molecule: messenger RNA, 1596 nt
Organism: Macroventuria anomochaeta
Lineage: Eukaryota; Fungi; Ascomycota; Dothideomycetes; Pleosporales; Didymellaceae
Product: MT-A70-domain-containing protein
Exons: 1
Coding region: 133-1506 (457 amino acids)
Cellular component (GO): nucleus; RNA N6-methyladenosine methyltransferase complex
Molecular function (GO): methyltransferase activity
Source: RefSeq, a predicted model, not a curated record